Molecule: messenger RNA, 2226 nt
Organism: Bombyx mandarina (wild silkworm)
Lineage: Eukaryota; Metazoa; Arthropoda; Insecta; Lepidoptera; Bombycidae
Source: RefSeq, a predicted model, not a curated record
AUGUCCGCACGGGUUUUACUAUUGACAGCGUUGUUGGUAAUCGACAAAGUUUCGGCGCAUUACCUCCAAGCCGAACCGAAUUAUUUGAAACCGAAACUGGAGAGGAAUAACGUAGUGAACAAAGGAGUUUGGAUGAGGAAGGACUUUGACCGAAAUCUGUACGGUAAAGCCAGCUUGACCGACUUCAUUUUUCGACCGAAUUCGUUGGAGAAUGACGCGGAGCACCUCGAUUUUGACGCGUUUAAUCAGAAUUCUAUGCAGGAUAUACCGUUCUUCACGACUUACAUUGAAAGGACAAAGCGAUCGCCAGAAUAUUUACGAAAACGACAUCCUAGAAAGAGUUUAAAAGAUUGCGUUAAUAAAAAAGAUUGUCGCACAAAGAAAAACUCCGAAGACAAAUCUGUUGUUGUAGAAUCCAUGUUCAUUUCCGAUAUGAAACCUAACUCUAUAUUUAAAGAAUAUCCACAUGAAGUGGCUUUGUUACUCAACGAUAACAAUAAACAAGGAGAUCUUAAUAUAAAAACAUUGAACAGCACUAAUAAUAAUCAAUCUGAUAAUAAAAAGGAGAAUAGUGAUGCUAAAGUUGAUGAUGAUAAUAAAAGUCCUAAAAAACGCGAAGAUAAUGAUUAUGUAAUUAAGAGCAGUAAUGAUUUGUUCGAGAAUAAUGGUGACGUGAAUCCCAGAGGUGAAUACAAUAAGUAUGCUUACGAAACAGAUGGGAGUUGGAUACAAAAUGCACCUAUAACUAAAAAUGAUAGAUACAGUGUUAUUCCGAAGGAAAAACCCAAAUUUACCGAAAAGGGUCUGGUUAAAGUCAUAUCAAUGUUGACUAAGACUUUCAAAAAGAUUAUGAAACAGCACAACGAUAUCAAAAUUAUUCACCAAAAACUGAACAACUUGAACGAUGAUUUUUUGAAAAACGUCGAAGAUAUAACCAAUAAGUUUCGUGAAUUCGAUACAAAAUUCACUUAUUUGACGAAAUUCAAUGAAAAAUUAAAGAAUUUCGAAACGAAUCAAUCGAAGAAGGACGCCGAUCACGAAAUCAGAGCCCAAGAAAUAAAAAAUAAGCUAGCCGAAUUCGCCGAACACCAAACGAAGUUUUUAACCCAACAAAAACAGUUCUUUUCGUUACAAAAAUUAAUAUUAGCGCAAAACGAAAAAAUAACCACGAGACAGAAUAACAUAGCUAAAACCCAAGCAGAAAUAUCACAGAGACAAAACAACUUUGCUAGAAUACUACUGAAAGCUAAACAAUUGAUCGUGGACAGCAAGAAGCCAACUAUAACUCCUAUUAAUACAAAUAACCCAAAUACCAUUAACGAAUCGACAACAUCAAAAGUCGAUAUAGUAAAAAUCAAUUUACUAAACAUACCAGCGUUUCGUAAGAUAAUUAACACAGACGAUUUCCUUAUAAAAGAAAAACACAAUCCAAUAGACGAACUUGUAUACAAAUACUACUUUAACAAUACUUUCAUAGAUAAUAUCAUGAAGACAAAAAUUCUAGCUGCGACACUAGAUAGAGAUGUAAGGCAGAACAAAACUAAAAGGAAUAAUGAUUUAUCAACAAUUUUACUGCCCGUAAAGCAAGGUGAAGUCGUACGCGAUAAGAGGUGGAUUCAGGAACCUAAAAACGGUGUUAUUAAAAUGGCGAAGCUCGCUAAAGCUCCAUUCGUUAAUUUGGCAACGAAAUUCUGUAAUCAAAUUGGACAGAACGGUGAUGAAAUUAACCUGAAAUGGUGCAUAGAAAAAGUAUUAAGGAGGCUUCAGCAUAUCGAUACGAAAGUCCUGAUCGGGCCCGUUAAGUCGACCGCAAAGGAAAAUGCCAUUCAAAUCGCUAGAAGUAAUGAUAAAUCUGGUCGCGUUGCAAAGGAUUUCCCAAGCACAGUUGCAGAGACGACUUCCACUACAAAACGCUUGAUGGAAACCACCCAGACGCCUCCUACGCAAAUGCAAAAUUUUCCAGAUAACGAAGAAUUGGAAUCUAAUUUAAAGAAAUACGAUCUGAAGCCGGAUCUCGAAGGAAACGUCUACUUCGAUGGCAGUGUUCACACCAGUCAAAUAGUGUCUUCAAAGGAAAGUGAGGGGUUUUCAGAUAUAAUGCCAGGACUUGAUAGCAAUUCAAGAGUCGAAAUGGAUCCAGUGGCUUUUGGCAUUCAAGCUAAUAGGAGGCAAUAUGUGAAAAGAUUUAAUAAUAAUUUAUUGAAGAGACUGAAAAUUGGAAUUUGA